Molecule: messenger RNA, 1387 nt
Organism: Pteropus alecto (black flying fox)
Lineage: Eukaryota; Metazoa; Chordata; Mammalia; Chiroptera; Pteropodidae
Gene: FAM50A
Product: family with sequence similarity 50 member A
Exons: 13
Coding region: 107-1126 (339 amino acids)
Biological process (GO): chromatin organization
Cellular component (GO): nucleus
Source: RefSeq, a predicted model, not a curated record
ACUGUGCGGGCGUCUGCUGACUCCACGGACCGCGGCGUCGCAGCUGCUGAGUCUCAGCCGGGUUGUUGUUGCUGUUACCUCUGCUGCCGCCGCGGCUGCCACCGCCAUGGCUCAGUACAAGGGUGCCGCGAGCGAGGCGGGCCGCGCCAUGCACCUGAUGAAGAAGCGGGAGAAGCACCGCGAGCAAAUGGAGCAGAUGAAGCAGCGGAUCGCCGAGGAGAACAUAAUGAAAUCCAACAUCGACAAGAAGUUCUCUGCUCACUACGACGCCGUGGAGGCGGAGCUCAAGUCCAGUACCGUGGGACUUGUGACCCUGAAUGAUAUGAAGGCCAAACAGGAGGCACUGGUGAAGGAGCGGGAGAAGCAGCUGGCCAAGAAGGAGCAGUCGAAGGAGCUGCAGCUGAAGCUGGAGAAGCUGCGAGAGAAGGAGCGCAAGAAGGAGGCCAAGCGAAAGAUCUCCAGCCUGUCCUUCACCCUGGAGGAAGAAGAGGAGGCAGGCGAGGAAGAGGAGGAGAUGGCUAUGUAUGAGGAGGAACUGGACAGGGAAGAGAUCACCACGAAGAAGAGGAAGUUGGGGAAGAACCCAGAUGUGGACACAAGCUUUCUGCCUGACCGAGACCGCGAGGAGGAGGAGAAUCGGCUCCGGGAAGAGCUGCGGCAAGAAUGGGAAGCCAAGCAGGAGAAGAUCAAGAGCGAGGAGAUUGAAAUCACCUUCAGUUACUGGGAUGGCUCUGGGCACCGGCGGACAGUCAAGAUGAAGAAAGGCAACACGAUGCAGCAGUUCCUGCAGAAGGCGCUCGAGAUCCUGCGCAAAGACUUCAGUGAGCUCAGGUCAGCAGGGGUGGAGCAGCUCAUGUACAUCAAAGAGGACCUAAUCAUACCCCACCACCACAGCUUCUACGAUUUCAUCGUCACCAAGGCACGAGGGAAGAGUGGGCCCCUCUUUAACUUCGACGUUCAUGAUGACGUGCGGCUGCUCAGUGACGCCACCGUGGAGAAGGACGAGUCACACGCGGGCAAGGUGGUGCUCAGGAGCUGGUACGAGAAGAACAAGCACAUCUUCCCCGCCAGCCGCUGGGAGCCCUACGACCCCGAGAAGAAGUGGGACAAGUACACGAUCCGGUGAAUGCAGAGGUGGAGCAGCCUCGGCUCCCCGGUUCCCACCAGCCUCCCCACCCCCUGGGCCUCCUGGACAACCGGUGCCCGGCUCCCCCUCCCGUGAAGUGACUGACCUACCCCUGCCCGUGAUGUUGUCGUUCACUGCGUUUUUCUUUCAAGAUAAAGAAAUGCACAUGUCAGAGUUGGAGUACCCGCAGCGUGUUUUGUUGUAAAAAAACCUUUUUUUUGAGAUAAAUAAAGUUCACCAUUGUGGCCAUUCAAAAAUGUA